Pyrenophora tritici-repentis Pt-1C-BFP is the source of this 3495-nucleotide messenger RNA. RefSeq names its product HMG1, Hydroxymethylglutaryl-CoA reductase. Gene Ontology annotation, molecular function: hydroxymethylglutaryl-CoA reductase (NADPH) activity; protein binding. Lineage: Eukaryota; Fungi; Ascomycota; Dothideomycetes; Pleosporales; Pleosporaceae. Gene Ontology annotation, biological process: ergosterol biosynthetic process; coenzyme A metabolic process; isoprenoid biosynthetic process. The record is from RefSeq and is a predicted model, not a curated record. Gene Ontology annotation, cellular component: endoplasmic reticulum membrane; peroxisomal membrane.
AUGCUCGGAUACCUCACAAGCCGCUGGCAGUCGACGGGCGACCAGAAGAAGACCAGUCCGACCUGGUUCGACCGUCGUUGCUCGCCAAUUCUGCUGUCUAUCGCAAAGAAGGCAUGCACUCACCCGAUUCACACCAUUGUAACCAUCGCUUUCGUCGCAAGUUACUCGUACCUAGGCGUUCUCGACAAAGGUCUACUGGAGAGCGGCAUAGAGGAGGCCGCCGCCAGCCGAGUAGACUUUCAGACACUAUUGACUGGUAGCAAGAGACUGAGGGUUGGAGAAGAGACGUCAUGGCACUGGGAGGCAGUAGAGGCCAGGCCUACUAUCUCAAAAGAAAAGGAACUUGCCCUUGUAACCCUCGUCUUCCCCGAAUCCAGCACUGUCAACUCUGCCCCGUCGCAACAAUCUGUCCCCCGCAAUGUCUCUGCAGAGCUCCUUCCCAGCUCAUCCAGCUCCUUCUCCACUCUGUCCCAUGACACCUCGCUCGCCUUCUCCGUCCCCUACCCGCAAGCCGCCGACUUUCUCGGGGCCAUGCAGGAGAUCUCGGCCCCAGCAGAUGUCACACAGGCCCAGGGUUCCGAGCAGGAAGGCACACGUGAGGAGAAGAAGUGGAUGAUGAGGGCUUCCAAGAACGGAAAUGCGCGUACUGGCGUGCGCAACUGGGUCGUAGAAUCAUGGACCUCGUUUGUCGACUUGCUCAAGAACGCAGACACUGGCGACAUUGUCAUCAUGGCCCUCGGCUACAUCGCCAUGCACUUGACAUUUGUCUCGCUCUUCCUCGCCAUGAGGCGCCUGGGAUCAAACUUCUGGCUGGCUACCGCCGUCCUACUCCAGUCUGCCUUUGCCUUUUUGUUUGGUCUCGCUAUCACAACCUACCUCGGCGUUCCCAUCAACGUCAUUCUGCUUUCUGAAGGUUUGCCCUUCUUGGUUGUCAUCAUUGGAUUUGAGAAGCCCAUCGUCCUCACCAAGGCUGUCUUGUCUGCCUCUUUGGACGGCCGACGAGCCACCGAAGAGAAGCGCGGCGAGCGAGUGACCAUCCAGUCGGCCGUACAGACUGCCAUCAAGAGGACUGGCUUUGAGAUUGUACGCGACUACUUCUUCGAGAUCCUCAUCCUAGUUGCUGGUGCCAUGUCUGGCAUUCAGGGUGGUCUCCGACAGUUCUGCUUCCUUGGUGCUUGGAUCCUGUUCUUUGAUGCACUUAUGCUCCUGACUUUCUACACUGCCAUUCUCACCAUCAAGCUCGAGAUCAACCGCAUCAAGCGUCACGUUGCGCUUCGUAGGGCCCUCGAGGACGACGGUGUAGACGGAAAGGUCGCUGAAAAUGUUGCCCGCAACAAUGACUGGCCCAAUGCGCGCGACGUCCAGGUCGUCAACAACACCACUACUGUCUUUGGACAGAAGAUUACUGUUCCGAAGUUCAAGAUCUUCAUGGUUGCUGGGUUCGUCCUUGUAAACGUCCUCAACGUUGUCACUCUCAAGUUCGGCCUCGCUCCUACCAAGUUCUCUGGCGUAGGUGUCACACCUCCUCUGGACCCCUUCAAGGUUGCUGGAAGCGGCCUUGACCACAUCUAUGAGCAGGCCAAGGCUACGGCUACAUCAACCAUUGUCACCAUCCUCAUGCCGAUCAAGUAUGAGCUCGAAUUCCCCUCAAUCCACUACGCCGAGCCCUCCCUUGCCAAUUCUGAGUAUGCGUUCGGCAACAACAUCAGCACUCACAUCGUCGAUGGCGUACUGAAGAGUCUGGAAGACCCAUUCCUCAGCAAGUGGAUCGUCCUCGCUCUCGUCAUGAGUGUCGUCCUGAACGGUUACCUCUUCAAUGCCGCUCGCUGGACCAUCAAGGAGCCCCACAAGCCACUCGAGCCCCCGUCUCCGUCUGAAGUCCAGGAUGGUGCACCCACUGUACCGUCAACUCCCCGUCUGUCUUCCUUGGCCAUGCCCACUCCACCACGCACACCUGGUCCUGAUGAGCAAAACCGCCAUUUGCAACCAUUGACACAACUCGCACCAGUUCCGCACCGUCUCCAGGAAAUCCCAGCCCCUCCCACAGAAGAGGAACAACGACAACCGAACCGCCCCUAUGAAAUUCUUGAACAGAUGGUCAAGGACAAGCAAGCACCUAGGAUGACCGACGAAGAGCUCAUCGAGAUGUCACUCAGGGGAAAGAUCCCUGGCUACGCUCUGGAGAAGACCCUAGGUGACAAGACCCGCGCUGUUAAGAUCCGACGUGGUCUUGUUUCACGAACACACGCUACAAGGGAAACAUCAACACUGCUCGAGCGAUCACUGCUGCCAUACAAAGACUACAACUACGAUCUUGUCCACGGCGCUUGCUGUGAAAAUGUCGUUGGAUACCUUCCCCUUCCUGUCGGUGUUGCCGGACCCAUUCUGGUCGACGGCCAAAACUACUUCCUUCCCAUGGCUACGACUGAGGGUGUACUUGUCGCUUCUACUUCGCGUGGUGCAAAGGCUAUCAAUGCUGGCGGCGGUGCUGUUACCGUUAUCACUGGGGAUGGCAUGACCCGUGGCCCUUGCAUCGGAUUUGACAGCCUUGUACGCGCGGGUGCAGCCAAGAACUGGCUCGAUUCUGAAGAGGGCCAAAGGACCAUGAAAGACGCUUUCAACUCGACAUCUCGCUUCGCCAGGCUCCAGUCAAUGAAGUCUGCCAUCGCCGGUACCAACAUCUACGUCCGCUUCCGGGCUACGACUGGCGAUGCCAUGGGCAUGAACAUGAUUUCCAAGGGUGUCGAACAUGCACUCAACGUCAUGGCAAACGACUGCGGUUUCGACGACAUGCGUGUUGUCACUGUCUCUGGAAACUACUGCACAGACAAGAAAUCGGCCGCCAUUAACUGGAUCGACGGUCGUGGCAAGGGCGUUGUCGCCGAAGCCGUUAUCCCCGGUCACGUAGUCAAAUCGGUACUCAAGUGCGAAGUCGAAGACCUCGUCCAGAUGAACAUUUCGAAGAACUUUAUCGGAUCCGCAAUGGCAGGUGCAAUGGGUGGUUUCAACGCCCACGCAGCAAACAUUGUCGCAGCCAUGUUCUUAGCUACCGGCCAAGACCCAGCUCAAGUCGUCGAAAGCGCAAACUGCAUCACCAUCAUGCACAACGUAAACGGAAACCUCCAAAUCUCAGUCUCCAUGCCCUCAAUAGAAGUCGGCACCAUCGGCGGCGGAACUAUUCUAGAACCCCAAUCCGCUAUGCUCGACCUCCUCGGUGUACGUGGCGCUCAUCCUACUUCCCCAGGCGACAAUGCGAGACAACUCGCUCGCGUCAUCGCCGCUGGUGUCCUCGCUGGUGAACUCUCCCUCAACAGCGCGCUGUGUGCGGGUCAUCUUGUAAAGGCGCAUAUGGCGCAUAAUAGGAGUAAUGUGCCCUCAAGGGCGCCUACGCCUGCGCCUGCGACACCUAGGGAUGGGUCCAUGACGCCGGUUACGCCCGGGCCGGGGAGUGGUGGGUUGUCUGCGUUGAGCGUCGGACCGGUGCCGAGGAGGUAG